AUGAACAUAAAUCCAUUAAAACAUCCAGAUUUUUUCCAGGUACACAAUUUAUUUACUGUAGAAGAUUUAUUUAACGCUGGUGUUCAUUGGGGACAUAAGGAAGGUUCAAUGGACGAGCGUAUGCGUCCAUUUGUCUUUGGCAAUCGUUUAGGACAUUUAAUUAUUGAUCUUGAUCAAACGGCGGAACUUUUAAGACAAGCAUUAAAUUUCACUGCACAUAUUGCAUUUAAUGAUGGUGUUAUUCUUCUUGUUUCACGAUCACCACAAUCAACUUAUUUUGUUGAUAAAACAGCUAUUGAAUGUGGUGAAUUUUCAUAUACACGAAAAUGGCGUGGUGGAUUAUUUACAAAUUCAGAGAAAGAAUUUGGUGAAUUAACACGAUUGCCAGAUUUAUGUAUUUUAUUCUCGACAUUUAAUGAAGUUUUAAAAGAUCAUCCUGUAAUUGUGAAUUCGGCAAAAAUGUGUAUUCCAACUGUUGGUAUUGUUGAUACAAAUAGUAAUCCAAAUAUGAUAUCAUAUCCAGUGCCGGGUAAUGAUGAUUCAAUUACUGCGAUAAAACUCUAUUGUAAAUUAUUUAAAGAAGCAAUUUUACGUGGUAAAGAAGCGAGAAAACUAUUUCUCAAUGAGGAAUAA
Molecule: messenger RNA, 633 nt
Organism: Leptopilina boulardi
Lineage: Eukaryota; Metazoa; Arthropoda; Insecta; Hymenoptera; Figitidae
Gene: mRpS2
Product: 28S ribosomal protein S2, mitochondrial
Exons: 1
Coding region: 1-633 (210 amino acids)
Biological process (GO): translation
Cellular component (GO): mitochondrial small ribosomal subunit; ribosome
Molecular function (GO): structural constituent of ribosome
Source: RefSeq, a predicted model, not a curated record